CCGAGACCCCUCCUGCGCCGGCACGGCCUGGGGCCAUGAGCCGCGGCUAUGGACAUGGUCCAUACUAUGGAAAGGGCAAAGGCGGAAAGGGUGGACAACAUCAUGACAACCACUACGGAGAAGGACCGCAGAUUACUGUGAGCUCCCUCCGUGCUGGAGAAACGGUCGACGUUUUCCACCGGUAUCGACAAGACCCCAAUGGUUACUUCAUGGUCCAGCACCGAACCUCUGGUGUCAUGCAUCCCAGUGUAGGGAAAACCGAUGGCUGGACCACGGCCAGGGUCAAUGAAAAUUGGGACGCUCAAUACUACAAUCCUCACGACUACCAGACUUGGGUUGAGAUCCAAUGGACGCAUCCACUCUGGUACAAUCGGCGAGGGCAUCGACUCGAUGUGAAAAAUCCGUCCAUGGUGACACAGCGUGUGAUGCCGGAGCAGGUGCGUCGUGGCAAGUCUGAGGCCCAGAGGCCUCCGCAGCUCAGCCUGUUCCACUUGCGGUGGGGCGGUGAGCAGCCCGUGAACCCCGUCACCGAGGGCGCUGGCGGGUGGGGCGCCACUGGAUCAAAUCCAUCUGACAACUACAUCAACGCCUGGGAGGAUGUUGUUUUCCGAAUGCUGGGUCCCAACUACGAGAUUAUCUCAGCCUUCAUCCAAAACUCAGAUGAGCUAGGCAAGCUGGCACCUGCGCUUCUUCGUCAUUUGCUGAAAGGUCAGCAUGUGGCUGCUUGCUACUUCAUGUGGCCCAUCGCCUUUCAAGAUGGUCAUGAAUUCCCAGCCUAUGUUCGGAGAGAGAAACUCAUUGAACUCAUGGUACAGAUGGAGGCAGCAGGGAUUCCCAGUCGCUUCCCACACGAGUCUCACCUCUACAAGAUCUUUGCCUCGAAGGAGUGGACAGCCCAGAUGUGCCUCCAUCCGCUGUUGAAAGUGCCGCUCACCACCAUGGUGGCGCGGCAGGCGGUGGCCACGGAUCCCUCCAAGGCGGCCAUUGAGGCCAUGAACGCCCUGAAGAACCUGGCCGAUGCCAGAGCAUCUUGGAACCGCCAACUUGGUCAACCUGAGAAGCCCUAUCCCAAUAAGGGUGUGGCAAAGCUUGGAUGGAGUUGGGAGGCGAUGGACGUCCAAGCUUGGAAGAACAAGCAAGAGUUGGAACGCGCUCUCGUCUCACUGGUCGAACAGCCAGGCAGCAUGGUCGAUCAGAUCUUUGUGCAAGAAUGGGUCGACUUUGAAGUUGAGAUGAGACAUUUCUUUGUGGAGGUUGAUUUGCAUGAUCGAUCCACUUGGAAGCCGAAGUACAUCGUUUACACCGUCUUCAAAUCUCGCGACGACGGCUGCUUCCGCGAUUUUGACAAGUACGAUCGACAGACCGCUAUUGGCAUGACUUUCCAAAACGACGACGCCGCCAUGGCCGAUGCGGAGAAACAGGCCGAGGAGCUUUGUGGGCGAUGGCUGCAGUGGCUGCAGGCACAGACACACACCAUGCCCACGGUGGUGCGGAUGGACAUCAUGGCGAGAAGAAUUGGGCCCGGCAAGGCUGCCGUCGCCACGGGCGAACUCACCGAGUUGGGUGGCUGCUUUCUGGGUUGGCCCCAAGGGCCAUCGACCGUCUUCAGCGCAAUGGUGCGAUCAUGCUUCAAGAACACGGCGAACUUGGCACCCUACUGACUGUUGAGGGGCCCCUUUGGGGCCGUGUGACCGGCAGGCGGCGUCGAUGGGAUUGGCUACAAGAAGAGUUCUAAACCUGCC
Molecule: messenger RNA, 1742 nt
Organism: Cladocopium goreaui
Lineage: Eukaryota; Dinophyceae; Suessiales; Symbiodiniaceae
Source: the annotation of a GenBank genome assembly